Messenger RNA from Trichomonas vaginalis G3, 489 nucleotides. RefSeq names its product RNA polymerase II transcription regulator recruiting protein. Gene Ontology annotation, cellular component: nucleus. Gene Ontology annotation, biological process: regulation of DNA-templated transcription. The coding region runs from base 1 to 489 and encodes 162 amino acids. Gene Ontology annotation, molecular function: RNA polymerase II cis-regulatory region sequence-specific DNA binding; DNA-binding transcription factor activity, RNA polymerase II-specific. The record is from RefSeq and is a predicted model, not a curated record. The transcript has a single exon. Lineage: Eukaryota; Parabasalia; Trichomonadida; Trichomonadidae.
AUGAUGUUAGAAACGCCGAGCCAGAUGAAAAGCUUUUUCCAUCUGCCAAGUAUCCUUGAUCUUCCACUUCCUGCACCUGAAACUCAGUUCUUGCAGGGAGCUAAGAAAUUUUUGGAAGAAAGUCUCACAGAAAAUCAGUCACCACAGAGCCGCACAGAGGAAACAAAAGUCGUUAAGGGUCUCUGGUCUGCAGAAGAAGACAAAUUGUUGGUUGCUGCAGUAAAUGAGUGUCAUCCAAUUGUGUGGGAUGUUGUGGCAGAAAAGGUUCCAGGUAGGAACGCUAUACAGUGCAGAGAAAGAUGGCGGUAUAGACUCGCCCCUGAUCUUAAAAAGUCAAAGUUUGAGACAUGGGAAGAUCAACUGAUUCUUUCAGAACAGAGAAGAAUUGGUAAUAAAUGGACAUUAAUUGCAAACAAAUUACCUGGUAGGACAGCUUGUGCCGUUAAGAAUAGAUGGUAUUCAGUCCUUAGAAACCUGAAUCCUUUCUAA